AUAUAAGAGUAUUUAUCAUGGUUCUGUAUCAGCAACAAAAUCCACGGAAAUUAUUAAAUGGAUUCUUUGGUGGCAUUAUUCUUUCUCUAUCUUUUUUAACUUUCUACUAUCAUCCACUGAAAUUAAUUAUAGAUGCGAAAAUGAAAUUACGUAAUGGAUCCUUAAGUUUCGAUUUAUGGAGAGAGCCACCAUAUACGGUAUAUUUAACUGUUUAUAUAUUCAACUUUACAAAUCACGAAGCGUUUGAACGCGGUGAAGAACAUAAACUAAAAGUGGAAGAAAUUGGUCCAUUUGUUUACCAAGAAUUUUUAACAAAUAUGGAUCCACAUUUUUAUGAAAAUGGAACACUAUCAUAUGAACCAUCACGGAAACUCGAAUUUCUACCACACUUGUCAAUUGGUAACCCAGAAGAUAUAGUGAUUAAUGUCCCAAAUCUUCCGUUAUUGGGGAUUUUAUCAGCUUUAGAUCGUUCAUCAAUGUUUCUAAACUUAGCCGUGAACCAAUUAACAACGUUUUUAAAUUCCCAGCCAAUGUUAAAUUUAACAGUGCAUGAAUAUUUGUGGGGCUAUGAUGAUCCCUUAAUUAAAUUGGCAAGUAAUGUUCUACCAAGUUGGAUUAACUUUGAAAAAUUGGGUAUUCUCGAUCGUAUGUUUGACGAUGGCAAAAAUAUUGUUACUAUAAACCUAGAUGCGUCGAUAAAGCCAUCGAAGAAUCCAUUAUUAACAGAUGUUGAGCGUAAUCGAAAUUAUGGCAUACAAUUAUGGAAUGGAUCUCCUGGACUAUCACAUUGGGGCUAUGUUGAAGUUAACGACACUUCACAGAUCACAAAACAUCCAGCAAACACUCGAUGUAACAUGAUUGAAGGCGUGUAUGAUGGUGUUAUAUUUCCAAAACCAAUAACACAUGACACAGUAUUUCGAGUAUAUCGUAAAGCAUUUUGUCGAACACUACCAAUUGUUUUUGAUCGCGAAGGCAAGUCCCCAGAUGGAUUACAAGCAUACUUCUUUAAAAUGCGUGAAGAUGCAUUUGAUACUCCAAUAAAUAAUCAUGAUAACGAAUGCUACUGUAGACAUGGCCGAUGUUUGCCACGUGGUUUAAGUGAUAUUACUCCCUGUUAUUAUGGAAUACCAUCAGCAAAUAGUCAACCACAUUUUUAUAACUCAGAUCCAAAACUUUUCGAAAGAAUCGAAGGACUACAUCCCAACAAGGAAGAUCAUGACAUCUCUAUCAUUUUACAUCCGCAAUUAGGAAUACCAUUAUGGGCCAAGUCACGUGUACAAACCAAUUUGGUUGUCAGAGAUACUAAAUAUAAUGCAAAAACAAGGCCGUAUAAUAAUAUUGUCUUGCCUGUUUUUUGGAUGCAAUUGUCAAUUGAAGAAAUUCCUCAUUGGAUGGUACUCGUAAUAAAAUUCAUCGAAAUUUCACCAUACAUUGAGCUCACAUUCGCAAUAUUGUUGGGUAUUAUUGGAUUAUCGUUCAUCAUUACUGCAGUAAUUAGAUCAAUUUGGAUUCCGGAAAUUACAACACAUCCCGAGAAACCUGCAGGUAGAAAAAUUUCAUCACCAACGCAUUCAACGUUGCAUAUUGAUUAUUCCCCAGUGAAAAUAAUUCCAAUACAAUCAAAAUGUGCAUAUUUUGAUCGUGAAUCGAACUGUUGAGUAAUGAAUACUUAAAAAUACUUUUUUUUCAAAUUGUGAGUGCGUGAUUGUGAAAGAAAUGAAAAUAGCGCUGUGAUAAUUUAAAAUAAUAUAUUUAGAAAGUGUUUCUUAAAGAUAUGAUAAAAUGGUUAGUUAAAAAGAUUAGUUCCAUAUUUUUAACUUAUAGUUACGUAAUUUGUAAGGUUUUAACUGAAUAUUGUUUAGUUCGAAUUUAGGAACACUACUGUUUUUUCAAUACAAAUAAGUAAAGGGCGGAGAAGUUUUGACGUAUUUCCAAAUAUAAGUUUAAUUUAAAAUGCGAAAAUAGUCGGAAUACCUCCGUUAUUAGUACAAAAGCAGAUUAGUAUAUUCUGCGAUUAAGAAUAAAUUUGUUUAAAAAAUAGAGCAAGAGUUUUUUAAAGAACUUAAGUAAGUUCAGUUCUCAUGACACUGAAUGAAUAUUGUUUAAGUAACGGUGUAUAAAUUAGAUAUUCAGGCAUUACUAAAAUAACUGACAGGCCCUUAAGAUUAGAGGUAACACAGAAAAAGAAAUUAAUUUUAAAUGUAGCUUACCAUCCUGAAUAAUAAUUUUAAUGGAGUUGUAACCUGUAAGAAGGCUAUUCCACCAGAAGUAAAUUGAAUGGAGGUCAGUUUUCCCAAAAAGGCUGUUAUAAUUUUGGUUUGAUUUACAAAACCGAUUUUGAGGACAUCCUGUAGACAGUUAUGAUUUUGACAAAAGUACAAAAAAUAAAGCCAUUAUGUAAAAUGACAGUUGUUUUGGAUGAACAGGAGGCAAUAUAGUGAUCGAAAUUUCACAAAUAUGAAAUUCCCAUUUAUUUUCAAUUAAGUUUUAUAACAGUAUACCUAAGGCUCGAUUUUUAAACAAAUUUGCAAUUACUUUUAAUGCUCAAAUAAAUCCAUUCCAUGACAUUCCAUUAAUUUUUUUUUUAUAAAUUCUCUGUGGAUAGUUUUAAAUUAAAAAUUUUUUUUAUGUAAAAUAUAACCCAUGACACUGGUGGAGUAUAUAUAUGAUGUAAUAUAUAUGAUGCUUAACAAAUUAAAUCUUGCCACUUAAACUAUUACUAGCACUCUACCAGCAAUUUGAUCAAUAAAUGUUGCCAGACCAUGACAGUACAAGGCAAAAAUUUUCUAGUUCCAGUCAACAGGCUUGGUGCCAGACGAUUGCUAUGUUUGGAUACUCGCAAUGUCUAGGCUCUAAUACAAAAUGUAUGAGACUACUGUCAAGCGCUCAUCAGAAUGCCUUAAAUUUUAAAUUUAAGGGAGGAAUGAAUAGUUUAAUAUUACUUAUAAACUUAUUUUUAUUACGUGAAACAAGUGAUGGUGCUGAAUUUGUAACUGUCUGGCGAUUUAAAUUUUGAUUUGUCAUUAAAAUUGUAGUCAAAGUGUAGCAAAAAUUCUUCAAAACUUUUGUCACACUGAAAUACAUUUGGGCACAAACUGCUAAAGCUCUAAUGCAAACUGUGUCACAAAAUUUUAUGUUAUUGCUGAAAAAUAUUUAAAAAAAAGUAUAGAUAUCUACGCAAAUUGAUUAGACUAGAUCUUUAUAUAAAAUCUUUUCUUCGGUGUAAUUAUACAUUUCUACAACUAAUUACUGUAAUUGUACAACUUUUGUUUAACAAUAUUUUGCUGCAAGUUUGCUAGCUUGAUUUGUAGAGUUAGUUGUACACAAAUUAGUUUUAAAUUACUUUGAUACGUAAUUUACUGGAUUACAAGUUAAUCUUUUUCAAAAAAUUCCGAUCAAAAUGUGGUCUGUGGCAGUGCUCUAUAGUCCGAUAAAUUCGAUAAUCCGUCUAGCAAAACGUUUGUCGAAUUAUUGCUGGUCCACUGUAUUGUGUUUUUGAUAGACCGUUAGAAUCGCGUCUUAUUUAUUCUGACUUGUCUCGUUGGCUAUUCAUGAAUCUUUAUAAGCAACUUCUGUAUUGAUACGUAUUAUAAGUUGCCUAUAUUGCUUAAAAUCAAUCAACAAUUUCAUGUUAA
Molecule: messenger RNA, 3635 nt
Organism: Chrysoperla carnea
Lineage: Eukaryota; Metazoa; Arthropoda; Insecta; Neuroptera; Chrysopidae
Product: scavenger receptor class B member 1-like
Exons: 10
Coding region: 18-1658 (546 amino acids)
Cellular component (GO): membrane; cytoplasm
Molecular function (GO): scavenger receptor activity
Source: RefSeq, a predicted model, not a curated record